CUGGAGCCAGGCCCGCGGGCGGCGGCGGCGGCGGCGGCGGCGGAGCUGGGCAGGUGGAUGCGGCUGGAAGAUGGCGCCCUCGGGCCCGGGCAGCGUCAGGCGGCGGUGCCGGCGGGUGCUGUACUGGAUCCCCGUGGUGUUCAUCAGCCUCCUGCUCGGCUGGUCCUACUACGCCUACGCCAUCCAGCUGUGCAUAGUGUCCAUGGAAAAUAUUGGAGAACAAGUUGUGUGCCUGAUUGCUUAUCAUCUACUUUUUGCAAUGUUUGUCUGGUCGUAUUGGAAAACUAUCUUUACAUUACCAAUGAAUCCUUCAAAAGAAUUCCAUCUCUCUUAUGCAGAAAAAGAAUUGCUGGAGAGAGAGCCAAGAGGAGAAGCCCAUCAGGAAGUUCUUAGGCGAGCAGCCAGAGACCUUCCCAUCUACACCAGGACCGUGUCUGGAGCAAUCCGCUAUUGUGACAGAUGCCAACUUAUAAAACCAGACCGCUGCCAUCACUGUUCCGUCUGUGAUAAAUGCAUUUUGAAGAUGGACCAUCAUUGCCCAUGGGUGAACAAUUGUGUUGGAUUUUCAAAUUAUAAAUUUUUCCUCCUUUUCUUGGCUUAUUCUCUGCUGUACUGCCUUUUUAUUGCUGCUACAGAUUUACAGUAUUUUAUCAAAUUUUGGACCAAUGGCCUACCUGAUACUCAAGCCAAGUUCCAUAUUAUGUUUUUAUUCUUUGCUGCAGCGAUGUUUUCUGUCAGCUUGUCUUCUCUGUUUGGCUAUCAUUGUUGGCUAGUCAGCAGAAAUAAAUCUACAUUAGAGGCAUUUAGAAGUCCAGUAUUUCGACAUGGAACAGAUAAGAAUGGAUUCAGCUUGGGUUUCAGUAAAAAUAUGGGACAGGUUUUUGGUGAUGAGAAGAGGUACUGGUUGCUACCCAUUUUUUCAAGUCUAGGUGAUGGCUGCUCCUUUCCAACUUGCCUUGUUAACCAGGACCCUGAACAGCCCUCUACUCCUGCAGGAUUGAAUUCAUCUUCUAAAAAUCCUGAAAACCAUCAAUUUCCUGCAAAGCCAUUGAGAGAGUCCCAGAGCCACCUUCUUACUGAUUCUCAAUCUUGGACGGAGAACAGCACAAACCUGGGAAAAGGUAAAGCUGGUAUGAGCAAUCCUGCACUGACCAUGGAGAAUGAGAAUUAACUCUUCUAACAAAAUUUACUCAUACUUUACGGAAGUGUAAUCAGUGCUGUCGAUGGAUGGAAGAGGCUUCCUGCAGGAAGGCACCACUAGCCAGCUGUUCCCAUCCCCUGUGGCUGGAUAUGCAGAAUGUGAAUUGACCAUUUCUCUCCGAGCUGUUGCUUAAAACAUAACACAUUUUUACUCCAGUAUACAGAUUGUUUCAACUAACACAAAUUCCUCUUAAACAUUAAAAGUAGUUAUGGUUUAUGAAUCAAGGACAAAAAUAUCUUUUAUCAUAAAAACUUGGAAUAAAUUCAUGGACCAGUUUUCACCCAGAUAUUUGGGGAGCACAACUUACCACAUAAAAAACCCACUGAUCCUCUGAUUUUCUGAUUCAGAAAAUUGAGACUAUUAAGAUAUUGAGAUUUAAAAGAUUUCACGUAACAUUAUAAUGAUAAGCUUUAUUCGUAAAACCUGUUACCUAUGAGAAGGUGGAGGUAGCAGACGAGACUUGUUUACUCCCUCCGAUGUGAUUCUAGCCUUAGACUGCGUGAACUGUAAAAACCAUGAACUCAUUACAAAUUUCAAGUGGCCUGCAGUUGAAGAUGACCAUCCAUUUUUUUUUUUGCCAGACUUUAAUUCUAGCCUUUGUUCCCUGCUGGAAAAGAUGUAUGAUCACUGAAGCUUGAGCUCAACUGGCUGGAAAAUCUUUUCAGAAUUAAUACAUUUCUGUUAUAUUAGAAAUAUAUUUUUCAUCUCUUUUACUUAUCUGAAAAUGGGGGAAGUCUAUAAUAACAAUUAUGAAGAUUGGUUUAUGAUAUUCUUUUGCUGGUUUAGCUUUUAAAAGUCUCUUUUUAGGUUAUUUCUCCUAUUGAACAUAGCAAACAUAUUGAAUUUUUGUUAAGAAUUCCUGAUGGGCCAAUGGAUUAAUCCUUCAUUGACAUCUAUAUUAUUUCUUUUUCCUCUCAUCAGAAGUAUGACAGUUAAACUACAUAGGUCCUCAAAUACCUAUUAAGAUUAAAUUAUGCAAAUCAUCAAACAAAAGUCAUAUCCUUUUGGAAAUUUAGUCCAACAUGAACUGAAUGGUGUGCUGUUUGGAAACUGAGUUUAAGAUAAACUACAGUGGUGUGUUUGUUGAUGCCAAAAUGUUCAGCUUCAGUAAAUAUACUAAGAAGCUCUUGUGCCUUCUCUGCACUAUUAAAAAGUCUUAUUCUUUUUUAAUUUGAUGGAAUGCAAGUUUUGUAAAUGUUAGCAAUUAGAAUACGCUGUAUACAUUUUUUUGGUACUGACUUUGAGAAUUUAAAGCAGACUAACUUUAAGACUACACAGCUAAGGAACUGGUAUUUAAACAAAGAGAAAAUGGUAUUAGAGUUUUCAAAAUCUGAAUUAGAUAAAUUCAACACAAAGUAGACUAGAAUUCCAGAGGAUAAUGGAGUAACAGAUCCUUGCAGUUACUCAUCCUUGCUAAAAAUGUGAAGUUUUAUAUUAAAUGACUUUAUGAAAGAACCAGUGUCAGCCCAGUCCAUUUUAUAAAUCAUUUGAGUGCACUUCUUUGAGCAACAGGAUGGUGGUCUUUUUCAGAUUUUUUUUUAAAGCUAAAGAUUUUGAUCUGACAAUCUACUUCAAGAAAACUCAGAAGAUACGAUACAUUCUUACUUUUAUCUUAAAGCAUUGUUAGGUCAUCAUUUUCAUUACCUGAAGUGCCAGGUUGGAACCUAUAGCUACUGUUAGAAGUCUUAAGGGCAAGAGCAUCACAUAAUGUAUUAAGAAUUAUGUGCAGCCAGAUGUUUUUCAAAGCACAGUACUAGAGCUGUUUUUACAGACAGGAUUCUGUUGGGUGUCCCCUCCUGUCUAACUAGAAAUUAGGGGAAAAAGAGGGAUUUUUAUUCUUUACCUUGCUAGAGUACUGUUAAUUUCCCCCCCUCCCUUUAGCUCUUUCAUGUAAUUAUUCAAAUACAUAAGUCAAUACACAUUAGAAUCAGAUGAAAACAUUUUUUAAAAUAAAGUUUUUUUCAUUAAGUUGUAAUGGUUCCCUUUUUGGUUUCAUACAGUGACUAAUCUUUAAAGUGUUUUUUGUUUAGUUUUGUUUUUAACUCUAAGGGGUUAUAAUUUUUGGAGAUGAUGGCAUAUCUCAUUAGAUUUGCAGUAUAAAUUUUAUCUGAGUGAACAGAGCAUCAAAUAGACCUACGUUUUGUAUAUAUUUAUAAAAUGUACCUUAAAAACACUUUAAACACUUUACUUUAAAAAAUUUAAUUGCUUAACUCAAACUUGAAGACACUUGAAGUAUAAGUCCUGACAGUCCAUUAAAUAAUUUUGAUUUUUCCUGUUUUUAGAGAUUAUAUCAUAUAGGUAUCAAUAUUUAAGAAUUUUUUCAUUUAGAAAUAUUGUACAAAUGCUUCAUAUACAUUAGCUAUUUGCCAUUGUGCAGUGAAAGAUUUGUUUUUUUCAAAGAUAAAAACUGCAUCUGAAUACAAUGAUGAGACAUUCAAGUAAGUGCUUAUCUAUGAAUUCCCUCCUGUUAUACCAUAAUAAAGUCUGGUUGAUCACCUUUGUUAGCUGUCUAUAUGAAAUUGCCUUUGCACUAACAAUCUAAAUUGCUUUAAAGAUAUACUUUUCCUAAUCAUCUACCAGAGCUCCUGCAGGCAAGAUUCAUGUCUACAUCCUGGUUAUAACAUAGGUCUUUGGAGAAGAAGAGGAUGACAGGAUGAGAGGAUUGCCCAUUAGUAGUUAAAGGAGUCUGAGGACAAUUAGAAAAAGACUAACAUUCGGGCGUGCUGUAAUCACUAGAUAACUGUUGGAAAUACGGCAUAUGUUUGACAAAAAAACCAUCUUCACUAGGAAAAUCAUACACAAAGGUCUUAUAAACCAUGUUCAUAGAAAAUUAAGCUAGUAAUGUGAUUCAUGCUUCAAGAAAACAACCUGUGAAAAAGCUGUUACUCCCUUAUAUUAUAAACUAGCAAAUUUUCCCUAUUUUGAAAUAGUACAUGUAAACCUGCUGGGCUGAUUCUUAAGUUAUACUGUAUACUGUGGUACACAAUUAUUGUCACAUAUUUACUUGUAAAAGUGAUAGUUUUGAUACUAUGAUGAAAAACCACCACGUAUAUUCAAACCUCAUAAAACUUAAACGCAAAUCCACUUACACUGUAAACUGUGAUGAAGGUAUCCUCCAGUACGACCAUCCCCCUUCCACAGACUACAAAUUCUGAUCUGCUAACAUUUUAUCUGAAGUGAUGCAUUUCAACAAUGGAUUUUCACUGGUAACAUACAUCUCUGGGUAAGAUCCUUCUGUGGAAAACUGUUCUAAGUAACCCCAAAUGUUUUUUAACAGCCUGCACUCCUUUUCCACAUACUUAGCCAACUUAGAAGUAUUUCCUCUUACCUGUGGGAGCAAAUUGUGUUACACACCUUAAGUAUUUGUUACUCUUUUACAAAGAUACCACUGGAAUUUUUUUACCUUGGUAAAAAUUCAUAGAUUCUAAUUUUUAUUAAUACUUUAGCAAUUUGAUCAUGUCACUUACUAAAAACAUUAAAUACAUUCCAACAUUAGAGAAGUCUUGAUUUUAAAACUGAGCAAUCUCUUCCUCCACUAGAUUUAGAAUUUACUACCAAAAUAUCUUACUUUGUUACAGAACACAGGCAACUGUGUUAGACUUUAUAAUGGUCCAAACCUGUGCACCCUUUUGUCUUUGCCAUGAUGGAUUUGUUAUUCUUUUACAGUAGUGUCCUGAUUUGUAUCAAGUGGACAUCACUGAAGGGAUGAGUUCAAGUAGGCUUGUUUCAAAGGAACUCCUGUGGAUCACAAACUACGAAGUAUCUCUCAGCACGAUGUUCAGUAUAGCAGGAGGCUCUGAAAUAGGAUGUUUUUUCCAUCUUCCAAAAAAAAGGAUGUCAAAUGAAAGUCUGGCCAAUGCCAAUAAAGACAACUUUAAAUCACUUGCAGCCCUCUCACUGCAGGAGAGUGACAGCAGAAACAAAAUGUUGACAACGCCCAAACAUAGAUCUUGGGAUGUUCCUGUUCAUACAGCCAACAUUCGGCAAGAAGUAGAGAAUAUGGAUGAGCCCUGGAGUAAUGGCUAGAAAGAAUCAACAGAAGGACAGUCUGUAUACAGAUGUGUAUACUUCAGGAUGAACCAGAACCAAGGCCGUACAAAUGACCACAAUAUUUGGCAUCAUCAAUAUGAUCUUCAAAGAACAUCUAAAAAGGAAUUUUGGAAGAAAAACAAAAAAGAUAAUUUUAACCAAAAGAAGCAACACUGAUGUGGCCAACAGAAAGUCCUCUGGAGUUCUCCCAUUAGUAAUGUGUAUGACCUUGGAUAAAGGCUACCUGCAUCUGGCCUCAGUUUCCUCACCUAAGAAAUAUGGUUGGACCUACAUGACUUCUAAGGCCAUUCCUGUGAGCAAUGAGUCAGAUCCUGCCUGAUGUUGUGGUCCUAUCCGUUCCAGCUCUAACUGUUCAGCAACUUCCUGUAAACCACCCUACAAGAAAGAAAAAUUGCUUGUCAAAAGAAAGAAACAUUGCAACACUCGAAUUCACAAAUUACGUAACUUAGACAAUGACCAAAAUAGAAAUGAACUUCAGUAUGUAAAGAUGGACCUUAUGAAGAUCAGCAAAAAACAGAGAAUGUGAAUUACUGAUGUAUUUAUUGAAUGUGGGAGAUGUUUAUAAUUUAAUAAAAAAUGAGAUCUUAAUUGGGAAAAUUUA
Molecule: messenger RNA, 5852 nt
Organism: Balaenoptera musculus (blue whale)
Lineage: Eukaryota; Metazoa; Chordata; Mammalia; Artiodactyla; Balaenopteridae
Gene: ZDHHC2
Product: zinc finger DHHC-type palmitoyltransferase 2
Exons: 18
Coding region: 71-1171 (366 amino acids)
Biological process (GO): peptidyl-L-cysteine S-palmitoylation; protein targeting to membrane
Cellular component (GO): endoplasmic reticulum; Golgi apparatus
Molecular function (GO): protein-cysteine S-palmitoyltransferase activity
Source: RefSeq, a predicted model, not a curated record